Phragmites australis (common reed) is the source of this 1847-nucleotide messenger RNA. RefSeq lists its product as uncharacterized. The transcript is spliced from 8 exons. Bases 449 to 1762 code for a protein of 437 amino acids. Lineage: Eukaryota; Viridiplantae; Streptophyta; Magnoliopsida; Poales; Poaceae. The record is from RefSeq and is a predicted model, not a curated record.
CGCGCAGAGGGGAGAGUGGGCGAAGCCCUGCCGUUUCCGCCGCCCGUAGGAGAAGAUGGUACCGCCGCCGUGCCGUGUAUUGACCGUCGGCGCGGCGUGCUGGUCUGCCCCGUGAUAAGCUCCGGUGUGCCGACGAGUGUGGGAAAAAAAAGUUACUGAAGAAAAUCUCAUGGACUCGACGGGAGUGCUAUUUUGGAGUGACGGUGAUGAACAACAGUGGCAUUUUGGCAAUGGCACAACUUUGGAGGGUGUUUUGGCAAUCCGGCUCCAACAUAAUGGUAUGAUGGCAAUUUCCCCAAAAUACAAACAAGGCAGGGCAGGCGACCACCAAACCCAGCUGAGCUGAUCGAGCAGAAGCGGGGGAGGGAGGGGGAAGGGAACCCUAAAACCCAAAUUUCCCCAAUCAACGGAGCGAAUCGGUUCGGAAUCGCCCUCGCCAUCCAUCGCCAUGGACCGUGAUUCCCAUCGCCGCCUCAUCUAUCUCUGUAUCGGGGGGCAUGACUAUGGCAUGGUAACCCAAGCCUACGCAGAUUGCCUCAUCAUAGAAUACCACCAGUGGGAGCAGCGUCGUCUCUGGCGACCUGAAACCCCCUCUGCAGCAUCCUCCUCCUCCCGUGGAAGUGGAACUGGCCAUCGCAGGAGACCAGGGCAUGCAGAGGCUGGAACCGCACCUCGUGUACGGCAGAGUGCUAUGUAUUCAGAUCGACCAAGGCGAUACCGGGGUAAUCGAGGACGAGCACAGCCACCAACCUGCUUACCAGUUGAGGAGCAUGCUGGUGAGGUGAGCAGCAAUGAGCUUGGGCCUACAAUUGCAGAUACGUCAAGAUUCGAGACACUGUCGCUAAAUGACUCACCCCCUACACUUGAUUCAACCGAUGAGGCUGUGGUGCAUGCUGGUGACACGGUCAGUGGUCUACCUGAUUCUACAGUUAUGGUGCCAUCAGCUGCUGAGGAAGCUCUGUCACCCAGGUCGGAGGAGCGACGCAAAUUUGAGGAGUACCUAAAUGAGCACACGCUUGAGACUUAUGAUGAUCUUUGUAAAUUUCUUUCUGGUAAGAGUGUUGUUCGAGCUGGGGCAGAAGUAGCUGAGGGUGAAGCAAUGUCUCAGCAGUCUUCACCAGACGAAUAUCUCUGUUCUACCGAGAGUGCCGUUCGAGCUGGGGCGGAAGUAGCUGAGAGUGAGGCAAUGUUUCAGCAGUCUUCACCAGACGGAUAUGAAGCUCGAUUGGUUACAGCACCAGAACAAGCUCCACCAGCUGCAGCACAAGGACAAUCGAAAGCUUCCGAAGAAGAGAUUGCUUGUAAUGGGAAGAAAUGGAUGGGCGAGGAGGCAAUGGUGGCAUUUAAAAAAUACAUCAAAGGAAAAAAAUUUCUUAAGGACCUUGAUCAUGAAUUUGAUGAGCUUCACCACCAUUGUUUUAGUGUGGAAAAUUAUCAUAAGAUCAUCCAUCACUUUAACUUCACUUUCAAGACGAAGGAACCCGGUUCAACUGACUGGAGAUCAAUGCUCUACUUCGCUGAAGUGAAGGAGAUAUUGAAAUGGAAGAUCUACUUCUGCUCUCCUCUAGAGCCGUAUGAAGAUGGACAUUGUUAUGCAUGCAAGAACCAAGGGUUAGAUGAUUUGAAGCAUCCAGUAAUAGGUGCAUUUGAUAGAGGCAGUCCAGAUACAGUAUUCCCCUACCUGUGGGAUAGUGACUCCUCUGAUGAAUUUACUCCGGUUAGACUUGAAGACGAAGCUGAGGAUGAGCGUUGGUUAGAUUAGCAGGUGUGCACUGGCACGAAUCUUGUAGUCGAAGAUGCAGUUUUGGUAAGGCAACUAAAAUGAUAAUGCAAUACAAUGUGCAAGC